AUGACUAAAGUACGUGUUACCAUUUGGAUGGUCUCUGCUGAGGCAGGGGGGCACAGCUACUUAGUGGCGUGCUGGCAACCCAUCCUAGUCCUGAUGCUGGGCACUGUCCUCUCUGGUUCAACCACAGGAUGCCCGUCCCGAUGUGACUGCAAUGCCCAAGAGCGCUCAGUCGUGUGUCAUCGAAAACGAUUGGCUACUUUCCCUGAAGGCAUCCCCACUGAAACAAAGCUCCUGGAUCUGAGCAAGAAUCGUCUAAAACUUCUUGGGCCAGAGGAAUUUAUUAACUAUCCACAACUGGAGGAUCUCCAAUUGAAUGAAAACAUUAUUUCGUCCAUUGAGUCCGGGGCUUUUAGCAAUCUUGUGAAUCUACGGAAUCUCGGGUUACGAAACAACCAGCUAAAGCUCAUUCAGCUCGGGGUGUUCACAGGCCUUAACAACCUCACACAGCUGGAUAUUAGCGAGAACAAAAUUGUCAUUCUGUUGGACUACAUGUUCCAAGAGCUCUACAACUUGAGGGUAUUGGAAGUCGGUGACAAUGACCUUGUUUUCAUCUCACCACGAUCGUUUCAUGGCCUCAGCAAUCUUGAAACCCUCAACAUUGAAGGUUACAAGCUGUCCUCAGUGCCCACUGAUGCCCUGAGCCAUCUGCACAACCUGCUGUCACUUCGAUUACGGUAUCUGAACAUUUCUGCCAUUAGGGAUUACUCUUUUAAGCGGUUAUAUAGGCUACGAGUUCUAGAAAUAUCACAGAUGCCUUCCCUGGAUACCAUGACGCCAAAAUGCUUGUUUGGAAUCAACCUAACAUCUUUAGCGAUCACAAAUUGUAAUCUUACUGCCAUCCCUUACCAAGCUAUCAGUCACCUGAGAUAUUUACGCUUUCUAAAUCUGUCUUUCAAUCCCAUUCGUACAGUUGAAGGGAACCAACUUCACAAUUUACAAAAACUUCAGGCUUUUCAUUUGGCUGGUGGCAGAUUAAUUGCCAUUGAGCCUUACUCUUUCCGAGGUCUAAAUCAUCUGCACAUUCUAAAUGUUUCUAGUAAUGUAUUGAGCACUCUGGAGGAAUCUGUCUUCCACUCAGUGGGUAAUUUGGAAACCCUGUCUUUGCAUAACAACCCCUUGGCCUGCGACUGUCGCUUGCUCUGGGUUUUCCGCCGUCGGUGGAGAUUAAACUUUAAUAGACAGCAGCCCAUCUGCGCGUCACCUGUUGUGGUGCAGGGAAAGGAAUUCAAGGACUUUCCAGAUGUCCUGCCUUCUGAUUAUUUCAUCUGCCAGAAAUCAAAGAUUGUGGACAACAAGGUUCAAGAAAGCCAUGUGGACGAAGGAACUACAGUCAGUUUUACUUGCCAAGCUGAGGGUGAGCCUGUACCAGUCAUUAUGUGGCUUUCUCCUAAGAAAGAAUACAUCACCACUAAAACUGUGGGUUCAAGACUUUCUGUAGCCGAUGAUGGCAGACUAGAGGUUCGUUAUGCCCAAAUCCAAGACAACGGGACCUAUUUGUGCAUUGCAAGCAAUGCGGCAGGCAAUGACACCAAAGUUGCUCAUCUUUUUGUACAUAGCUACUCUCCUAAUUGGCCCCAUCAACCAAACAAGACAUUUGCCUUUAUUUCUAACCAACCCAGCGAAGAAAGUGCGAAUGUGACCCGGACCACAAUUCAGUUUCCAUUUGAUGUUAAAACCUUAAUUAUUGCAACCACAAUGGGGUUCAUCUCAUUUCUUGGCGUUGUACUCUUCUGUCUUGUAAUUCUAUUCCUCUGGAGCAGAGGGAAAGACAACACAAAACCAAGUAUAGAGGUUGAGUAUGUGCCCCGCAAAGAAGAAACAGAAGAGGCAAGUCCAUCUGAGACCCCCAUACAAUUCAACAUGAAGAUCAUGUGA
Nerophis lumbriciformis (worm pipefish) is the source of this 1875-nucleotide messenger RNA. The record is from RefSeq and is a predicted model, not a curated record. Lineage: Eukaryota; Metazoa; Chordata; Actinopteri; Syngnathiformes; Syngnathidae.